This is a messenger RNA of Eucalyptus grandis, 1994 nucleotides long. Its product is annotated as patellin-4. The coding region runs from base 177 to 1697 and encodes 506 amino acids. The transcript is spliced from 4 exons. NCBI's taxonomy places the organism in Eukaryota, Viridiplantae, Streptophyta, Magnoliopsida, Myrtales, Myrtaceae. The record is from RefSeq and is a predicted model, not a curated record. Gene Ontology annotation, molecular function: lipid binding.
UAUAACUGCCAAUCUCCAGACAGCAAGCCCAACACAUACCCAACAGGGAACAGCAGAGAAGAGAGAGAGAGAGAGAGAGAGAGAGAGAGAGAGAGAGAGAGACUGUUCUUUCAUUUCCUCUCUUUCCAUUUGAGCCUUCCUUUUGAUAUUCCAGUUUCAAGAAUUAUUCAUCCACCAUGACUGUUGAGCCUGUAGCUACCCAGAUGGCCAAUGAUGUUGCUGCAGCCCCUCCUCAGGAAGAGGCCAAGAAGGUGGCGGAAGAGACCAAGGAGGUCGUGAUCGAUCAAGGCGGCGAGGCGGAGGCGCCGGACGAGGCGGUCAAGGCCGUCGAGAAGAGCGCUUCGUACAGGGAGGAGAGCAAUUUCCUCUCCGAUCUCAAGGAGUUCGAGAGGAAGGCCCUGAACGAGCUCCGGUCCAAGCUCGAGGACGCCAUCCUCGGGGACGCUCUCUUCGAGAAGCCCGAGGAGAAGAAGAAGGCCAAGAAGGAGGAGGAAGCGGCGCCCUGCGACGAGAGCGCCGCCGAGAAGGAAAAGCCCGAGGAGGCCGAGAAGGUGGAGGAGGGCGGCGGCGACGCCGAGGAGGCGAAGGAGGAGGAGGAGAAGAAGGAGGAGGAGAAGAAGGAAGAGGAGGAGGGACAAUGCGUGGAAGUGGACAGGGAGAUCGCUCUAUGGGGAGUCCCGCUGCUUCCGAGCAAAGGUGCAGAGGAGACCAACGUGGUCCUGCUGAAGUUCUUGAGGGCCAGAGAGUUCAAGGUGAACGAGGCCUUCGAGAUGCUCAAGAAGACCCUCCGGUGGAGGAAGGAGUCCGGCGUGGACUCGGCCCUCGGCGAGGCCGUCGACUCCGAAUUGAGCGCGGCCGCGUACUGGGACGGCACCGACCGCGAGGGCCACCCCGUGUGCUACAACGUCUACGGCGUGUUCAGGGACGCGGGGCUGUACCGGAAGGCGCUCGGCACCGAGGAGAACCGCGAACGUUUCCUGAGGUGGAGGGUGCAGCUGAUGGAGCAGGGCAUCAAGAAGCUCGACCUGAAGCCCGGCGGCGUCUCGUCGCUGCUCCAGAUCAACGAUCUGAAGAACUCGCCGGGGCCGGCGAAGAAGGAGCUCCGGGUCACGACCCAGCGCGCCAUCCACCUCUUCCAGGACAAUUAUCCAGAGCUGGUGGCGAGGAAUAUUUUCAUCAAUGCUCCUUUCUGGUACUAUGCACUCAAUGCCCUCAUCUCCCCGUUCCUUACCCAAAGAACCAAGAGCAAAUUCCUCGUCGCUCGCCCCGGCAAGGUCACCAAAACCUUGCUCAAGUACAUCCCAGCUGAGGAGAUACCGGUUCAGUACGGCGGGUUCAAGAGGGAGAAGGAUUUCGAGUUCUCGAGUGAGGAUGGUUCUGUGUCUGAGCUCACCGUUAAGGCCGGAUCGACCGAAACCAUCGAGCUACCGAUCGAAGGGACCGGAAACACAUUGCUGUGGGACAUCACGGUGCUGGGCUGGGAGGUGAACUACAAGGAAGAGUUCGUGCCGAUUGACGAGGGGUCGUACACGAUCAUUGUCCAGAAGGGAAAGAAGAUGGCGCCGAGCGAGGAGCCGAUCCGCAACACCUUCAGGAACAACGAGCUCGGGAAGAUUGUCCUCACGAUCGAGAACGUCUCCGCCAAGCAGAAGCAGGUCCUGUACCGGUACAAGACCAAGAAGUGCUCCAGCUUUUGAGGAUGGAAAGACUAUAGGUGGAGAUUGUCACAUGUUUUGGCUUCAGUGAGAAUUUGUUAUGUACUUAAUUCUUUUUGGUUUGGAAUUUGAGGGGAGUGAUUCUUACAGUGAGAUUAGAGAACAAAAAGGGUGGUCCUCUAAGCUUUUUUGAUUUUCUUUGCUCUUUUAGAGUUGCCAGAUUCGAGUUUGCAAAAUUAUUGGCGGGUGUGUAUAGCUAUUGAAGUUUCCAUUCUUUUUUGCUAGACAAUAACUGUGAUUUGCAUUUUCUUGAAGAUGAAGAUCACUUAUUUGGAUAGA